Molecule: messenger RNA, 1862 nt
Organism: Cuculus canorus (common cuckoo)
Lineage: Eukaryota; Metazoa; Chordata; Aves; Cuculiformes; Cuculidae
Product: protein VASP homolog
Exons: 3
Coding region: 236-1483 (415 amino acids)
Source: RefSeq, a predicted model, not a curated record
UCUGGACAGGGAUGGGGUGGGAUGGAGCUGGGGACGGGGAUGGGGACAGAGACAGGAAUGGAGACGAGGAUUGGGAUGGAGCUCAGACUGGGAUGGGGCCGAGCUGGGAACGGGGCUGCGGAUGCGGACGGCGUCAGGGAUGGAGCUCCGGAUGGGAUCAGGGACCUCACAGCCGGACUGACACCUUCCCGCGCCGGACGGCUGCCGACAGGGUCAGCGCCGUCAAUCCCAUGGGAUGAAGACUGAGUCACCGCUGCAGCUUCUGCCCCCGUCGUGUUCCGGGAAUCAGGAGACGGGUUGGGAUGAAGGGACUCCAAAGCCCAUCCAGUCCCACCCCCACCACCGGCACAGAGACCUCCGGCUGGAUCAGGGGCUCCAGGAGCCAUCUGACCUGGUCCUUCCUGCCCCCCAUCCAUGGAUCCAGCAUGGAUCCCUCUGCAGAUCCUCCUGCCCUCCAUCCAUGGAUCCAGCCUGGAUCCCUCUGCAGAUCCUCCUGCCCUCCAUCCAUGGAUCCAGCCUGGAUCCCUCUGCAGAUCCUCCUGCCCUCCAUCCAUGGAUCCAGCCCGGAUCCCUCUGCAGAUCCUCCUGCCCUCCAUCCACGGAUCCAGCCUGGAUCCCUCUGCAGAUCCUCCUGCCCUCCAUCCAUGGAUCCAGCCUGGAUCCCUCUGCAGAUCCUCCUGCCCUCCAUCCAUGGAUCCAACCUGGAUCCCUCUGCAGAUCCUCCUGCCCCCCAUCCAUGGAUCCAGCCUGGAUCCCUCUGCAGAUCCUCCUGCCCUCCAUCCAUGGAUCCCUCUGCAGAUCCUCCUGCCCUCCAUCCAUGGAUCCCUCUGCAGAUCCUCCUGCCCUCCAUCCAGGGAUCCCAGACCCUCCCACCACUCCUCAGGAUGAAUUCAGUCAGGGAGAACACACAAAAGCUUUAGGAUUUUCCUGCCCUUCGCCACUCAAAUCGGGACCUGCCAGCACGGAGCACCGGAUCACAGCAUCGGCACGGAUCCAUCCCCAAAUGCUUCGCCCCAUCCGAGAGGUCUCCGGUCCCUUCCAAAAGGAGGUGGCAGCUCCUCGGGCACCCGGAGCCGCGGCCGCCCUCUCGCCUCCCAGCAACAAAGGCAGGAAGGACGGCGUUCGGGGUUGUUUUUCUGCUCGCUCUCAGCCUUCCUGUGCAGAUGAUAAGGCAGGAAGAGGCAGGGUGGGAACCUCCUGCCGAGGCAUCCUGGACAUUUCGCAGCCGAGGGCUUUCUGGAACGCGGUCCCUCGAGCAGACGGGGCCACUGCUCCUGCCUUGCUUCCCAGCCCUCCAUCCACACCGAGACCUCGCUCCAAGCGCUGCCCAGAUCGGAGCAAAACGAGCCACGGGGAAAGCGCUGAGCACCGAGCGUUCAUUCAGGCGGAUCCCAGUCCCGCAUUAGGGGUUGGGGCAAACCUAAGCACAAAUCCAGGCAGAGAACGGAUUGGGAGCAGCCCUGAGGAGAAGGGCUUGGGGUGAUAGGGAUGAGAAGCUCCACAGGAGACGGGAAUGUGUGCUUGGAGCCCAGAAACCCCCCUGGGCUGCAUCCCGAGCCAUGGGACCAGCAGGGAGGGACGGAUCCUGCCCCUCUGCUCUGGUGAGACCCACCUGGAGGCUGUGUCCAACUCUGGAGUCCUCAGCACAGGGAGGACAUGGAGCUGUUGGUCCAGAGGAGGCCACGGAGAUGAUCCAAGGGCUGGAGGGUUGGGGCCAGUUCUGGAAUCCUCAACUGAAGAAGGAGAUGGAGCUGUUGGAACGGGUCCAGAGGAGGCUCCGAGGAUGAUCCAAGGGCUGGAGCACCUCCCGUCCGAGGACAGGCUGAGAGAGUUGGGGUUGUUCAGCCUGGAGAAGAGAAGGC